UCAGGAAGCAGCGCGAGUGAGAAAGGACUCGACUGCAGAACGUGCUCAUCCGUCACACUUGCAUGGUCACACGCUGGUGCCUCAGAUAUGAAUGUGUGAGGGCGACGCGCAGCAAGAAAGAGAACUGUGUGUGCGCAUGUGAGAGAGAGAGUGAGAGAGAAAAAGAGAGAGAGAGAGAGAGAUGAGUUCCACUCCACCCACGUCUAACUGUGUCCAAUGUGAGGGGGAGGUGAAGCAGUUCAGAGCUUACUGUUCUAUUAUCUGGUAUUAUUUAGUUUCCUCACUUUGGAGAAGAGACUUAUCAAGGCUGCUUCUCAUCAGAAACCCACGCAGCCGGGGCAACUAUGAGCUCCCAUGCAAAACUUCGCAAGGAGAGGGUCGGUGCUGUGGACUAUGACGCACAAAUCAAAGAGGUGCGCUCCCAGCUGGUUGACCAGCUAAAGGUGCUGGACCUCCAACUGGAGCAGAAGAGCCAGCAACUGCAGGACCUCAGCGAUUACCUGCGACGAAGGGGCGAGAUUGAAAGCGAGUACGCCCGCUCCCUGGAGAAACUCGCCGAAAGGUUCACCUCCAGAACCAAAAGGAAGGAGCCCAGCAGUAACUCGGUGGCACAAGUCUGGAUGACGCUGCUGACUCAGACUCGCCAGGAAAGUCGGGAUCACAAUGGACUGAGUGAAAGCUGCAGCAGCUUCCUCCUCCAGCCCCUCACGCUCUGUCUGGACUACACACAGCGCCUGGCCAAGAAGAGUAAAGACAUCUGUAUUCAGCUACAAGAUGGGCUACUCAAGGUUACCACAGAGCUACAGACGGCAUGGAGGACAUACUACCAGUACCACGCAGACUAUCUGGGUGCAGAGGGGAAGCUGAGGGAGGCCGAGAAACAAGAGGAAAAGCAGAAGCAGAGCGCCGCUAAGAAACUCGAGAGGCUGAUAGAAAAAAGACAAUGUAAAGUUCAAGAUCUCCACCUGAAGUGCAGCAAAGCCAGGAAUGAAUACCUCCUGAACCUGGAUGCUGCCAACGCCUCCGUGAAUAAGUACUACCUCAAAGACAUCUCCUCUCUCAUCGACUGUGCAGACGUAGGCUACCACGUCUCCCUGGAACGGGUGAUGCAGGCCUACCUGUCGGGUCGACGGCGGUCCCAGCAGAACCUCGGCACGGGGCUGCAGCAGCUCCAGGACGCCGUGUCCGGACUGGACCAGGGCCAGGACAGAGACACCCUCCUGCAGCACCACUACAACACGUUCUCCAUGCCCCUUCGUUUCCCUUAUCAGCCCCACGAAGGAGACCAGGUUUCGGAGGUCAGUGCUGAGUGCGAGAUAAGAUGCGAGUUGGAGACGAGAUUCAAACACAUACAGACCAGACUGAAAGCAGUCACCCAGGAAACAGAGGGGGCUGCUAAGGGCAUGCUGGAAGCUCAGUCUUCACUGCUGGAGAACAUCAGCGCCGGCGACCUGGAGCUCGGCAGCGACGCGUUUCUGGAGGGCAACGCUGAGGUCCUCAGCGUGAAGCCCAGCGUGGCCCGACGCAGGGCCAACCUGCAGGAAGUGGAGAACCUCUACUUCACGAAAGUAAAAGAAUACCUGGUUGGUAGUUCCCUGAUAUCGAAGCUACAAGCAAAACAUGACCUACUUAAAGUGGCUGCAGAAAAAGCGGAAGCAUCAAAUGAGCGUCAACCUAGACAUAAUGGGAGGUCCAUGCGUGUCAGGAAGAAUCACUCUACUACAAAUUUGAUACACAACCACAAGCUCUUCAAUGGCGACAUGUUGUCCUUCAUACAGGCAUCAGGACAACAGAUUCCGCUUGUUGUGGAAAGCUGUGUUCGCUUCAUUAACCUCAAUGGUCUCCACCACGAAGGGAUAUUCAGAGUGCCGGGUUCUCAGGUGGAGAUCAACAGCCUGAGGGACGCCUUUGAGCGAGGUGAGGAUCCUCUAGCUGAGGGAACCUACGACCUGGACUCUGUGGCUGGAGUGUUGAAGCUCUACUUCCGAGGCCUGGAGAAUCCCCUCUUCCCCAGUGAGAGCACCGGCCAACUCCUGGAGCACGCCCAAAUAAAGAGUGAGGCAGAGAGAGCAGCUCAGCUCAAAGCAGUCAUCUGCACGUAUCCUCAGCCAGUUAUCAUCGUUAUGAGAUAUCUCUUUGCAUUCCUUUAUCAUGUGUCUCAGUACAGCGACGAGAACAUGAUGCAGCCUUACAACCUGGCCGUGUGUUUUGGGCCCAGCCUGAUCAGAUGGGAUCUGGAUGGAGAAGCUGAAGUUCUUGAUCAGCGGCUGGAACUGCAGCCGCUGAUCAACGCCCUGGUGAAGAACAUCAUCAUCCAGCAUGAAAGCGUCUUCCCGAGCCAGAACGAGGUAGAGGGACCCAUUUACGAGAUCUGUAUGACACUGGAACAGGACGACUGUGAGACGGUGAUUGAAGAAGGAGAUCUAGACACAGAAUACACCCUGAGCAAAGAUGAUUUGGAAGCUGGAACUUCAGUUGACAACGAUAACUGCUUGUUUGGAGCAACAACGCAGAAAACUGCUGAACGUCCUCGAGCCAACAGCAGUGGCUCCAUUGAGCAAAGGAGGAUAACGAGCAUGGGCUCAGGCGGACGGAUGAUGCUUCAGAUCCCUGUUGGACCAAACAGCAGACCACGGCGCGUCCCCUCUCCUGGCUACAAAUUUCAGGAAAAGUCUUCUGAGGAUCUGGCCGUUCAAGUAGACAAGGAUGUCUGUCGACAGAUGAAUUCGGUCUUUAAGGAGCUCCUCACCCUGCAGACACAGCAGGGUCCCCCUCCAAACCCUUCUUCCCAGAGUAAAGGGAAGCGAGAUGGACGCAGAGGGAGAGCAGGCGGACUCUUCAGAACAACAGACCCGUUGGAAUAAGGGCAGUCGUCAGAGGGUCGCUGAGCUGUGAUCAAUUCCCUGGGGUCCCUUGUCUAAAACUCGAGUAGCUCAACUGCUCUUUCAUUCAUACUUUGUAAAGCAAACAGCUGGUGCCGCUGCAUACCUGCAACAUGGAAACUGGAGGUUACUUGAAAUGCACAGAUGUGUUUCUUUUUUAACUACAGAAACCUCAAGUGUUUGUUUGCAAAAAUAAGGUGUCAUACACUGAGCAGACUUUGUAUAUAAUAAUAACCUAAGACUUGUCUGUAUGUCUAGGCAACAUACCAAAUAAAAACUUUCAAUAUUUUCACUGCCUUUUUAGGUUUAAAAAUGGCUGUGUAAAUUAUAAACUUUAUCUUGAUCAUUAUGUGUAGAUUUAAAAUGAUGGACUAACUUAUUUCAAAUGCAUCCUGAAUAAUAUAUACCACUUGCUCUUUAUUGAUCUGAGCUCAUGUAAUAAUUAGGGAACAAAAAGAAUCAUGUUGCUGUGAUAGUUUUUAUUAAUGCACACAUUCCUACCAGAGAAUUUUACAUAAUAUUGAGCAUCUUAACCUGUAACACUGUAUAUUUCAUGUUUUAUAAAUUCCUCAUCUUCAA
Molecule: messenger RNA, 3461 nt
Organism: Betta splendens (Siamese fighting fish)
Lineage: Eukaryota; Metazoa; Chordata; Actinopteri; Anabantiformes; Osphronemidae
Product: SLIT-ROBO Rho GTPase-activating protein 3-like
Exons: 21
Coding region: 345-2864 (839 amino acids)
Biological process (GO): negative regulation of cell migration; signal transduction
Cellular component (GO): cytoplasm
Source: RefSeq, a predicted model, not a curated record